AUGCACUACAGCCUACCAUACAUCCACUACACCCUACCAUACAUGUACUACACCCUACCAUACAUCCACUACACCCUACCAUACAUGCACUACACCCUACCAUACAUGUACUACACCCUACCAUACAUCCACUACACCCUACCAUACAUGUACUACACCCUACCAUACAUCCACUACACCCUACCAUACAUGCACUACACCCUACCAUACAUGCACUACACCCUACCAUACAUGUACUACACCCUACCAUACAUCCACUACACCCUACCAUACAUCCACUACACCCUACCAUACAUGUACUACACCCUACCAUACAUCCACUACACCCUACCAUACAUGCACUACACCCUACCAUACAUGUACUACACCCUACCAUACAUCCACUACACCCUACCAUACAUGUACUACACCCUACCAUACAUCCACUACACCCUACCAUACAUGUACUACACCCUACCAUACAUGUACUACACCCUACCAUACAUGUACUACAUCCUACCAUACAUCCACUACACCCUACCAUACAUGUACUACACCCUACCAUACAUCCACUACACCCUACCAUACAUGUACUACACCCUACCAUACAUGUACUACAGCCUACCAUACAUCCACUACACCCUACCAUACAUGUACUACACCCUACCAUACAUGUACUACACCAUACCAUACAUCCACUACACCCUACCAUACAUGUACUACACCCUACCAUACAUCCACUACACCCUACCAUACAUGUACUACACCCUACCAUACAUCCACUACACCCUACCAUACAUGUACUACACCCUACCAUACAUCCACUACACCCUACCAUACAUGUACUACACCCUACCAUACAUCCACUACACCCUACCAUACAUGUACUACACCCUACCAUACAUCCACUACACCCUACCAUACAUGUACUACACCCUACCAUACAUGCACUACACCCUACCAUACAUGAACUACACCCUACCAUACAUGCACUACACCCUACCAUACAUGUACUACACCCUACCAUACGUGUACUACACCCUACCAUACAUGCACUACAGCCUACCAUACAUGCAGUACACCCUACCAUACAUGCACUACACCCUACCAUACAUGCGCUAA
Messenger RNA from Conger conger (European conger), 1101 nucleotides. RefSeq lists its product as uncharacterized. The transcript has a single exon. The record is from RefSeq and is a predicted model, not a curated record. The coding region runs from base 1 to 1101 and encodes 366 amino acids. Lineage: Eukaryota; Metazoa; Chordata; Actinopteri; Anguilliformes; Congridae.